This is a messenger RNA of Chrysochloris asiatica (Cape golden mole), 1514 nucleotides long. It is a transcript of the gene TFDP2, whose product is annotated as transcription factor Dp-2 (E2F dimerization partner 2). The record is from RefSeq and is a predicted model, not a curated record. NCBI's taxonomy places the organism in Eukaryota, Metazoa, Chordata, Mammalia, Afrosoricida, Chrysochloridae. Gene Ontology annotation, biological process: regulation of transcription by RNA polymerase II; regulation of cell cycle. The coding region runs from base 91 to 1140 and encodes 349 amino acids. Gene Ontology annotation, cellular component: nucleus; transcription regulator complex. The transcript has 9 exons. Gene Ontology annotation, molecular function: DNA-binding transcription factor activity, RNA polymerase II-specific; RNA polymerase II transcription regulatory region sequence-specific DNA binding.
CAGGUAACAUUUCAUUUGUUGCAUUUCCAGCUUCCAGCACCAACUCACCAACAAAGAUUAUACCAAAAACCUUAGGACCAAUAAAUGUGAAUGUUGGACCCCAAAUGUGAUAGAAAACGGGCUAGAGAAUUUAUAGACUCUGAUUUUUCAGAAAGUAAACGAAGCAAAAAAGGAGAUAAAAAUGGAAAAGGCUUGAGACAUUUCUCUAUGAAAGUGUGUGAGAAAGUUCAGCGGAAAGGAACAACAUCAUAUAAUGAAGUAGCUGAUGAGCUGGUAUCAGAGUUCACCAAUUCAAAUAACCAUUUGGCAACUGAUUCGGCUUAUGAUCAGAAGAAUAUUAGGCGAAGAGUUUAUGAUGCUUUAAAUGUGCUAAUGGCAAUGAACAUAAUUUCAAAGGAAAAAAAAGAAAUCAAGUGGAUUGGCCUGCCUACAAACUCUGCUCAGGAAUGUCAAAAUCUGGAGAUAGAGAAGCAGAGAAGGAUAGAACGGAUAAAGCAGAAGCGAGCUCAGCUACAAGAACUUCUCCUACAGCAAAUAGCUUUCAAAAACUUGGUGCAAAGGAAUCGGCAAAAUGAACAGCAGAACCAGGGCCCUCCAGCUCUGAACUCCACCAUUCAACUGCCAUUUAUAAUCAUCAAUACAAGCAGGAAAACCAUCAUAGACUGCAGCAUCUCCAGUGACAAGUUUGAAUAUCUUUUUAAUUUUGACAACACCUUUGAGAUCCACGAUGACAUAGAAGUAUUGAAGCGGAUGGGGAUGUCAUUUGGUCUGGAGUCUGGCACAUGCUCCCUGGAGGACCUGAAACUUGCUAAAUCACUCGUGCCAAAGGCUCUGGAAGGUUACAUCACAGAUAUCUCAACAGGACCUUCUUGGCUAAAUCAGGGACUGCUUUUGAACUCUACCCAAUCAGUUUCAAAUUUUGACCUGACCAGUGGCGCCACCUUAUCCCAAUCAAGUGUAAACCAAGGGUUAUGCUUGGAUGCUGAAGUGGCCUUAGCAACUGGGCAGUUCCUUGCCCCAAACAGUCACCAGUCCAGCAGUGCGGCCUCCCACUGCUCUGAGUCCCGAGGAGAGACGCCCUGUUCGUUCAACGAUGAAGACGAUGACGAGGAUGAGGAGGAUUCCUCGUCCCCAGAAUAAACACAGGAGAAAACCCACUUUUUAUUAUUUGAUGCUCAUGUGUGUUUUUAGUGUGAGCUCUUUGUUUUUGAAAUGAUUGUUUCAGUCUUUGCCUUUGUUUGCACUGGGUGUGCAGUGAAAGCUAGAGAAGAAACACAAUAAGCAAAUGACAAGAAGGCUAAUAUGAUUGAGAAGAAAGGUACCAUAGUGUGAAUGGAAACUCGGUUGGACAGAACAAUAGGUCACAUUACAAACAAAGCAUGUUUUCUGCAGUGGUAGAGGAAAAACAAUCCCUGAAGAAUUGGCAGCAUGAAUGAAGCUUUUCUCUUCCAUGAGGUGGGAUCUUUGUGUUCCUCCACACCCAAGUAAUCCUCUUUGGAAUUGAGAUUGCUACA